This is a messenger RNA of Ornithorhynchus anatinus (platypus), 2365 nucleotides long. RefSeq names its product cytosolic beta-glucosidase-like. The transcript is spliced from 5 exons. Lineage: Eukaryota; Metazoa; Chordata; Mammalia; Monotremata; Ornithorhynchidae. The coding region runs from base 117 to 1568 and encodes 483 amino acids. The record is from RefSeq and is a predicted model, not a curated record. Gene Ontology annotation, biological process: carbohydrate metabolic process. Gene Ontology annotation, molecular function: hydrolase activity, hydrolyzing O-glycosyl compounds.
CCUGGUCUCACUGGUGUUUUGCAGCAGCACACUUUAGCAGUUUGAGCCCAACGGACGGUUUCCGCACGUGCUCUUCCUGGAGCCCCCACCAGCCGGCCGGACUCUCCAGCAACCUCAUGGCUCGACGCAGCAGCGGAGAACAGCCAAUCCUGCCUUUCCCAGAAGGAUUUGCUUGGGGAGCAGCAACGGCAGCCUACCAAGUGGAAGGAGGCUGGGAUGCAGAUGGAAAAGGCCCCAAUGUCUGGGACACAUUCACCCAUCAGGGAGGAGAUCGAGUUUUCAAGAACCAGACUGGUGAUGUAGCUUGUGGCAGCUACACUCUGUGGGAGGAAGAUUUGAAAUGUAUCAAACAGCUUGGAUUGACUCAUUAUCGCUUCUCUCUUUCCUGGUCACGUCUGUUACCUGAUGGGACGACAGGUUUCAUCAACCAGAAAGGAAUUGAUUAUUAUAACAAGAUCAUCAACGACCUGUUAGCGAAUGGUGUUACUCCCCUGGUGACCCUCUAUCACUUUGACCUACCCCAGCAUUUAGAAGACCAAGGCGGUUGGAGAGCGGAAGCCAUAGUUGAGUUUUUUGACAAAUAUGCCCAGUUUUGCUUCAGCACUUUUGGCGACCGAGUCAGACUCUGGGUUACGAUAAACGAGCCCAGCGUUUUAGCCGGAUUGGCGUACGAAGUCGGCAAGAUGCCUCCGGGUGUGCCUCAUCCCGGGUAUGGAGCUUAUCAGGCUGCUCAUAAUAUGCUGAAGGCCCAUGCCAAAGCCUGGCACAGUUAUGAUUCGUUGUUUAGGGAAGCCCAGAAGGGCCUUGUCUCUAUAGCCCUACAGUCCCCGUGGGUGGAGCCAGCGGAUCCCAGCUCUGUGGCCGAUCGGGAAGCAGCAGCACGGUGCCUGGCCUUCUUUUUGGACUCAUUUGCCAAGCCCCUGUUCAUCGACGGUGAUUACCCCACCCUGGUAAAAUCGCAGGUAGCCGCCAUGAGUCAGAAGCAAGGCCUUCCAGCGUCAAGACUCCCAGAAUUUACCGAGGAGGAAAAGAGAAUGAUCAAAGGCUCCGUUGACUUUUUUGCUCUGCAGUAUUACACAUCUCGCCUGGCGAAGGCCAGAGCCAAUACAGAGGGAGAACUCAGUUGCUUACGGGAUGUAGAGGCGGAACUCUUGCCUGACCCGUCCUGGCCCAAACUGGAUGGGAGUUCAUGGAUCUACGUAGUUCCGUGGGGCUUACGUAAACUUCUGAAAUACAUCAAGGAUACGUAUAAUAACCCUGUAAUUUACAUCACCGAGAAUGGGUUUUCCCAAGGUGACCCUGCUCCACUUGAUGACCCUCAGCGCUGGGAGUAUUUCAGACAGUCUUUACAGGAAGUGUUCAAAGCCAUCAAUAUCGACAAGGUCAACCUUAAAGGAUACUGCGUCUGGUCUCUUUUGGACAACUUUGAAUGGACGGAGGGCUACAGUAAUCGUUUCGGCCUCUUUCAGGUUGAUUUUGAAAAUCCUGCCCUACCUCGAGUGCCUUAUAAAUCAGCCACAGAAUACGCCAAGGUCAUCAAGCACAAUGGGCUAACCAGGCCCCUGUAGGCUCAAUGGAAUAGCAGACCAAACCUCAUGUGAAGGUCCCAAGGCCCUAAUUCCACUUCCAUAUGUGUCAAUACACCUGUUUCUGUCUUUGUAAUUGAAUCACAUUACCAAUUAACCCAUAUGUCAAAGUACAUUCAUAAUUAUGGAAGUUUCUGCUUUGCUCAGGAGCAAGGUGACCUUCUUUAAAAUACUCGAAUGGAGAAGCAUUAAAGUAAUGACUUUUAUAAGAAGAAUAAAACAUAGCAUAAGAAAAAAAGAAAGCAGAAUUAAACAGAAAUUUCUUAGGGAAACCAAGCGGAAGUGAUGCCGAUACAAGAAUCUGCAAUUAUUUAUGGAAGAGCAGAACUCAAGCUCUGAUAGGAUAUGAUGAUUAGUAAUCAGUAGAGUCUGAAAGGAGUCUCUUCCUGCCUUUGGGUCUAGGAAAUGUUGUCUGGGGUAAAGUCCAUAAUCAGACUAAAUAUUAAACCUGCUACAGUAAUCCUGUUCAUCACCACAAGUUUUUCUGUUCAAUUCAUCUACCCCUUUGGUGUGGGUUGUGUGUAGGCAUUAUGAAGGAUCACAUUUUAGCAGAUUAAAAUAACAGAUUAAAAAGCAUUUUGAAUAAUAAGAAAUACCCCAAGUCAUCCACUGAAUUGUGUGAACCGCCAUUUACCAAAAAUACAUUUUUCAAGGUCAGAGCUUGUUAUAAAUUGCUCUAAAAUGACUAUUUGCCUGCCUUUUUUCCAUAUAAUCUUGUGAAUUAUUAAAUGAGAAAGAUUCACGUGAAAUAAUUAAAUCUAAUAUUUCUUCCUGGCAUA